Messenger RNA from Solea senegalensis (Senegalese sole), 3017 nucleotides. RefSeq names its product CD226 molecule (gene cd226). Gene Ontology annotation, cellular component: external side of plasma membrane. The record is from RefSeq and is a predicted model, not a curated record. Bases 774 to 1856 code for a protein of 360 amino acids. The transcript has 6 exons. NCBI's taxonomy places the organism in Eukaryota, Metazoa, Chordata, Actinopteri, Pleuronectiformes, Soleidae. Gene Ontology annotation, biological process: positive regulation of Fc receptor mediated stimulatory signaling pathway; positive regulation of natural killer cell mediated cytotoxicity directed against tumor cell target; positive regulation of T cell receptor signaling pathway.
AACGAUGAGUUGUGUUUAAGAAAAAAAACAAAAAAAACUGUGGUUAAAAAAGGAUUUGACCUACCAUGACCCAUUUAAAUCUAUGUUGCUUUUCACUGCUAAUAUGACUUUGCCAAAUUGUGGUGAACCACAGCACAGCUUCAAAGUAAUUGCUGCCAUCAGCGUGUCAACAUGCUUAAUGAAAAUGCCACAGUGUUGAUGUUAAGCCGGUGAACAUUCACUGAUGUGCGUUUGCAAGUUUUGAUAAUAAUAUUUGUUUAUUAGCUGGUGUGAAUAUCAUUAGUUUUUUCAGGUGGAUAAAAUAUCUGAUUAAAUUCAUGGCAAUUAAUUCCUUGUAGGAACCUGUGUCAAAGCCAUUCUAAAUAUUUUAGAAUUGUUAUAUAUAAAUUACCUGAACUAUUGAAUGAGUUUUUAAAACUCAUAUAUUUGCUCAUUUAAAAAUGAGCAAAUAUAUUCAAACUUACAAGAAACAAGUCAUUGUACACGAGAUUAAAACCUAUUAUAGAUAUUCAGGCAGCUGAAGGCAACACUAGCCCAACUUGCGAAAACGUCAGUUGGAAUUCCACCAUUUAACAUUAUGCCAUAAGCCUGCAUCCCAUUAAGAGACUCAGUGAUAAAGUGUCCCUCUGUGGAGUGGACUAACAGUAGGAGGCCAUGGAGCGUGCAUGAGCAGCUCAAGUGUUUAUCUGUAGCCACAGAGUGAGCAGGAAGUGCAGCUUGGUGCCUCAACUCGUCUCAUCAAUGCAGCUUUCAUUCUCCCUUGGUGGGGCGACAUGGAAGCCGUACAAAAGGACCACUGGUACUUUGUGGUACUCAUCUUUCUCCCUUUUCUUAAAGUUGCUGUCCAGCAGGAAGAGGCUGUUGUUCGACUGGAGGAAGGCAUGGUCCUUGACUGUUUGUGUCCAUGGGACGGCAACCUCAGCUUGGUGUCCUGGACCAAAGUGCCAGACAAGUACCCAGUAGCUAUUUUCCAUCCGGAAUACGGAGUGGUCUUCUCACGCCAACACAAAGGGAGAGUAGAGUUCCUGAGGACCACGACUAUGGAUGGAAGCAUCUCAAUGAGGAACGUGACGCAUCAGGAUAUUGGGCUUUAUCGCUGCUCCGUUCAGACCUUCCCUCAAGGACCCUGGACCAAGAGGGUUCAGGUGGAGGAUUUAGAUGAACCCCCUGAAGAUGAUGAGGAAGAGGAAAAAGAAGACAUCACAGAGCCCCCCACCCCAGAGGUGACUGUGGCAGACGUAGAGUUGUUGGCAGAGCAGAACAACAACCUGACCAUCAGCUGUAACCACAAGCACAACGGCACCGUCUACCAGGCCCUUUUAGAGAGGAUGCCACAUGGCCAACGCUGGGGCAUCAUUGGCGUUUGUAAGAAGGUGGAGGGAGGCCUGGUGGGUGAAGACUACAGCGACAGGGGACGUGUAAACUGUCACGACAGCCUGGAUGUCAACUUGCAGCUGACAGGUGUUGCAAUGGAUGAUGGCGGUUUCUACCGCUGUACUUUUAACACAGACGCGGGGGUGCAGACCACCACAGUUCUGCUCACAGUUGUCACUCAAGGUGGAUUCAGCCUCUCCUUGUACAUGAUGAUUAUUUACAUCGGGGCUGGAACUGCUGGUCUUGUUUUAUUCAUAGUCAUCCUCAUACUGGCAUUAAAGCACUGGAGGCAGAACAAGAGAGAGGAGUACAGAGUCAAACUACACCCGUCUCGGAGACAGCCAAACAUCUAUGAAAACAUCCGUGUGUGUCCCAGGAUGACUAAGAAGUCCCGGAACAUCAGACUUGUCCCCGUGUACGCCAACCUGCAGAGUGUACGAACACACAAAUCCAGACGUCAGCUGCAGCCUUGUGAUAAAUGAGUGGAUGCAAAUAAAAUGCACUGCUUUAAUGUGAACGCGCAUUUGUGUUUUUUUUCACAGAUGUCAGUGCACCCUCAGGUUUUUUUUUUUGGUUUUUUUUUACAAACAACUAUACACAUAGAAAAGGCACAUUGACAAGCUGGGAGUAGCUUUUUGAUAAGAUGCAGGAAUCACAUUGACAGUGAUUAAUAUUCAUAUUUGGAGCUUGGAACGCAUUAACAAGCUGGUGCUCGUGUAAGUCACAGACAGCUGACGCGUUUGGUUGGGUCCAGCCCUUAAUUAAAUGUAGUAUGUACUGCAUAAUUACUGUUGAGAAAAUAUCUGUUUUGGGCAAAACAAUAUUUGACGGCAUCCGUCAUGCAGAGAGAGCCGACAAAAGCCUGUGUAAUCAUUCUUUUCUCUCCCGUAACCCCCGAGUAAAACGACUGACAAAAGCCUGUGUAAUUGCUCUGCGUUUACUUUCAUCCCCUCCUGCUUUUCCAUUCAAAGCCUGACAAUGGCGUCUAAUCAUCUAACGGAGAAGAGACGCAGUCACUCAGCACUGUACCAUCACUUGAGACUGCUGCUGCUUCUCCCAAAGGGCUCUCUUUCUAGGAUGGCUGCGUUCUAGUUACAGCACGCUCUUAUUAUGAAAGCUAAACUCUAAUUAGCUAAUCCUGUGCUUCAGUAUAUAGCUCCCGACACUUGUUUUUUUUAUGCUUAUGAAAUGUAAUUAAACAAACAAUUUUUUAUGAUAGGCUGUCACAAGUUUACCAAGUUGUAUUCUUUUUAUGGUUUUUAAUCUCGCCUACAUGCUAUUGUAAAGCAGUGUUUAAGGUUUAUGGUAGUGCCGUUAAACUGUGUGUUGUUUAUUUAUAACGUGGCUCGUUUAUCUCCAUAGAAAUGGAGGCAGUGGCAGUGGCAGAGGCAGUAAUGGAUAUGUGGGCUUUUCCACUAGGAAACAAGACAAAUGUGGACACGUUAGAAAUGUCAACACAAAGGGACAAUAUAGUUUUGGAAGUUUUUGUUGUGGUUGUUGUCUUUAUUCUCUCCACUUCACUUUCUUUUGAAAGCUUCAAGUGUGAAUUUGACUGUGAAACUGCGAGGUUUAUGUCCAGCAGUAGUGAAACCAAUGUGUGUGCAUAAUUACUCCCUGUGGUAUAAAUAAAAUAUGUGACAUUG